CUUGUCCCCAUUGCUUGUCCAUCGCAAUUUCUUGAUCAACUCGACCAUAAAGCCCAUUCGUCAUGUCUCCCUUACCUGAGGUGCUCUUCGAUGUGGCCAGGAACCCUAUUUUCGCCAUCGGCCUCCCCAUUGGGCUCGGUGCCAUCAGUGGGGUCAUAACCGGUCAGACAUCCCGUAGCAACUGGUUCACCACCAUGUCCCCUCCUCCUGGUAAUCCGCCCAAGGAAGUUUUCGGUCCAGUCUGGACUUUGCUUUAUGGAGCAAUGGGAUGGGCGUCGCAUUUGACCGUCGAGGCCUUCGACAGCGCCAUAACUCCCUCGGCUACUGCAGAAGCGGAUAAAGCUCUUCAGCUGUACUACGCUCAGCUGGCUUUGAACAUGGUCUGGACGCCUCUCUUCUUCGGAGCCAAGCAAAAAGAAGUUGCCCUUGGUAAUAUCUUGGCAUUGACGGGGACCGUUUUGGCUAUGACUGUCAAGAUGCACGGCCUCAACACGCCGUUCUCGACCACUUGGUUCCUGGCCCCGUACUGUGCUUGGCUUGGAUACGCCACCUAUCUCAAUGCAGGCUACGUGUGGUUCAACAGGGACCGACGCUGAUUAGUCUUUGGGGAAUGUUACCUUGAACAAGGAUUGAAGGUCGGCGGAUAGCCGGUCAUCGAUCAUGGACCAUCGGAGUAUCAGUGGGCUCAGAAAAGACAGGGAAGUGUGUAAGAAUAAAUGGUGACGGGAAACGCAGAGGAAUCGAGGAAUGUACAAAUGUAUGCGGUGUCUGUAGUU
This is a messenger RNA of Tremella mesenterica DSM 1558, 776 nucleotides long. RefSeq lists its product as uncharacterized. The transcript is spliced from 10 exons. Gene Ontology annotation, cellular component: mitochondrial outer membrane. Lineage: Eukaryota; Fungi; Basidiomycota; Tremellomycetes; Tremellales; Tremellaceae. The record is from RefSeq and is a predicted model, not a curated record. Bases 63 to 596 code for a protein of 177 amino acids.